CCUCGAGAACAGUAAACGAGGAAAAAGUCCAGCAAAGAACAUUGAUGACACAUCUACAAAUGCCACCUUCAACAACAACAGUGUCUACACAAUCACAAGUCACUCAGACCAACAGAAAGACACAAACAGAUUGCAAACUCACACGGCCUCAUAAAACACGCAGCACUUAAACACCCACCCUUGCUUAUGUGCCCACCCCUACAAUAAGGAAAAUGGUAUCAACAGCCACACAAUGUGAAAUUAUCACAGCUCAUAUACAUACAACAAACAAUGAAGCAGAAACUGAAGACAAUAGCAUGGACGAUGAUAUCAGCAGGGACCCAAACUAUGAACCAUAUAGUGAGGAAGACAGUGAACUUGAGGAUGAAGCUGGUGUGGACAGUAAAGAGCCAUUAAUGUGUCGAAGUCCAGAAAAAGAAAAAAAAAUCAUCGUUUUUGAGUCAUGCCUCCUGCAGCUUUUAAAUAAGUGCAAAAAGUGCAGUGGGGCAUGUACCCAAUACAUAGCAAAAAGAAAAGGAACAUUUGAGUCAAUAACAACUUGGUGCCAGGCAGGUCACAAAGAAAAAUGGGCCAGUCAGCCCGUCUCCUCUUCACUGCCAUGGGGAAAUCUUUUGCUGUCUGCAGCAAUUCUCUACUCUGGGAGUAGCCCCAGCCAGGCCCUGAGAAUGAUGUGCCAUGCCAAUAUUCUCACUGUUUCACGGAGUACAUAUGGCAGGAUUCAGAGUGCGUAUUUGAUACCAACCAUCUACAGAAUGUGGCAGGACAGUCAGCAGGAACUAAUAAAUGAAAGAAGAAAUACAAGCCUUACGCUUGGUGGGGAUGCCAGGUGUGACACCCCUGGAUACUCAGCAAAAUAUGGUUCCUACACAAUGAUGGAUGUGAAGGCCAACAAAGUAUUGGAUGUCCAGCUUGUACAGUGCAAUGAAGUGAAAGGCUCCACCCACAUGGAGUUGGAAGGAUUGAAGAGGGGGGUAGAGUUUUUACAAGAACAGGGAAUGACAAUGGACUGCUUGAUAACUGACAGACAUGUCCAAGUCCGCAAGUAUAUGCGUGAGGAAAACCCCGAGAAACAGCAUCUGUUUGAUGUUUUUCAUGUUGCCAAAGGUGUGGAGAAAAAGCUGGAAGCAGCAGCCAAAAAGAGGGGCCAGGAGAUUCGCCCAUGGAUCAAGUCAAUUGUUAAUCACAUGUAUUGGGUGGCCGCAACAGCCGAAAGGAAGCAGCCAAAAUACCAACAGGAGAAAUGGCUGUCUAUUCUUAAUCACACUGUCGACAUCCACCAGGGCCAUUGAGAACACUUUGAAAACUGUCUGCAUGAUGAAUUGCCAGAGAGGCAAUGGAUUAAAAAGGGAUCAAGAGCCCACAAAAUGCUGGAAGAAGUCAUUGGGAGCAAAUAUUUGUUAA
Molecule: messenger RNA, 1401 nt
Organism: Lingula anatina
Lineage: Eukaryota; Metazoa; Brachiopoda; Lingulata; Lingulida; Lingulidae
Source: RefSeq, a predicted model, not a curated record